CGCAUUGCGUGGGGGUGCGAUUCGGCCUCCCCGGCCCCUCCGCGGCCGUGACUUCUCGCGAGAGGAGGAGCAGGGGGCGGGGCCGGUGGAGAGGAGGUGUCGAGAGGCGCCGCCGGUCGCGAGGCGUUGGAGGCGCGAGCUGCGGCGCGAGCUUCCUCAGAGCACGGCGUCGCGUCUCUACUGGAAGUGGAAGUGAAAGGGUCCAGGGAAAGGCCCCUGCAUCCAUGGACACGAUGACCAAAAGCCGGCUCUUCCGCCUGUGGCUGGUCCUGGGGUCUGUGUUCAUGAUCCUCCUGAUCAUCGUGUACUGGGACAACAUGGGCCCCACCCACUUCAACCUGCACACGUCCCUCUCCAGGCCGCACGUGCUGAAGCCCUUCCCCAGCCCCAAUUCAGCGCCCGGGGACGUCUUCACCUCCAGCCUCGAGAUUUGGGAGAGCUUCGUCAGGGAGAAGCAGCGCCCCCUUUUGGGUAAAAGGGUGGAGCAGCCCUCCCUGCCGGCCUCCAGCAAGCCUGUGCUUGGCAACCUGGAGGAGAGCGUGAGGGGCUACGACUGGUCCAGCCACACUGCCCAGCAGAGUCCGGACCCGGAUGGGCGGCAGGCCGAGCGGAGGAGCGUGCUGAGGGAGUUCUGCGCCAACGCCAGUUUCGUGUUCCCCACCAAGGAGCGCUCCUUCGAUGACAUCCCCAACUACGAGCUGAACCACCUCAUCGUGGACGACCGCCACGGGGUCAUCUACUGCUACGUGCCCAAGGUGGCCUGCACCAACUGGAAACGCGUGAUGAUCGUCCUGAGCCAGAGCCUCUCAGACCAGGGCACGCCCUACCGCGACCCCCUGGACAUCCCCCGGGAGUACGUCCACAACUCCAGCACCCACCUGACCUUCAACAAGUUCUGGCGCCGCUACGGGAAGUUCUCCAGGCACCUCAUGAAGAUUAAGCUGAAGAAGUACACCAAGUUCCUGUUCGUACGUGACCCCUUCGUGCGCCUCAUCUCGGCUUUCCGCAGCAAGUUCGAGCUGGAGAAUGAGGAGUUCUACCAGAAGUUCGCCGUCCCCAUGCUGAGGAUGUACUCCAACCACAGCAGCCUGCCCGCCUCGGUCAGCGAGGCCUUCAGCGCCGGGCUCAGGGUGUCCUUCGCCAACUUCAUCCAGUACCUGCUGGACCCGCACACGGAGGAGCUGGCGCCCUUCAACGAGCACUGGCGGCAGGUGCACCGCCUCUGCCACCCCUGCCAGAUCGACUACGACUUCGUGGGCAAGCUGGAGACGCUGGACCAGGACGCCGCCCAGCUGCUGCGGCUCCUCAAGGUGGACCGGCUGCUCCAGUUCCCCCCGAGUUACCGCAACAGGACUGCCAGCAGCUGGGAGGAAGGCUGGUUUGCCAACAUCCCCCUGGCCUGGAGGCAGCAGCUAUACAAACUCUACGAAGCAGACUUUGUUCUCUUCGGCUACCCCAAACCUGAAAAUCUGCUUAGAGACUGAAGGCGCUGGGGGAGAUCCUGAACACCAAAAAAAAGUGCUUGUGUUGUUCCUUUCAACCUGAAGGAAGGGCCGGUGGUACCAUCUUCCAGAGGAUGGAGCAGUGGCCUGCCACAUAUAUUUUUUUAUGGCUUCGUUUCUCUCCUGGUGUGAAUUCCACAGUGCUUGGUUGAUGAGCCCGCUGGAAACACCUGGAACUGAUCACACCCACACUCCAGUUUGUAAAAUAACCUAUGGUUUUGCAGUCUAGACUUACUGUUUACUGCCUCCCUGUAUUCAUUGAGUACUGUGUUAAUAUUGUUUUUUUAAGAUUAAUAUAUUUCAGAUAUUUAAUAUGAAAAGUGGAGAAGGAAGUGGUGGAGUAAAAGGUUAUACCUGC
Molecule: messenger RNA, 1860 nt
Organism: Cervus elaphus (red deer)
Lineage: Eukaryota; Metazoa; Chordata; Mammalia; Artiodactyla; Cervidae
Gene: CHST12
Product: carbohydrate sulfotransferase 12
Exons: 2
Coding region: 225-1484 (419 amino acids)
Biological process (GO): proteoglycan biosynthetic process; carbohydrate biosynthetic process
Cellular component (GO): membrane
Molecular function (GO): sulfotransferase activity
Source: RefSeq, a predicted model, not a curated record